Messenger RNA from Mastomys coucha (southern multimammate mouse), 3031 nucleotides. RefSeq names its product spondin 1 (gene Spon1). Gene Ontology annotation, cellular component: extracellular matrix. Gene Ontology annotation, biological process: cell adhesion. The coding region runs from base 518 to 2941 and encodes 807 amino acids. The record is from RefSeq and is a predicted model, not a curated record. The transcript has 16 exons. Lineage: Eukaryota; Metazoa; Chordata; Mammalia; Rodentia; Muridae.
GGAAACCUUGUAGCAGCGCAGCCUGGCACUGAGUAGGUUUGCAACAAAAGUUAGUUGGCAGGCUUUCCCUACUCAGAGCACUGUGGUCCACAGGACUCAGGCUGUAGCUGGAUGCCGAGGAAGCAGCCUCGUUGGUGGCAGGGUGGAUUGAGCCAGCACGUGUCUGCGUAUCCCAGCUCUCUCCCACCAGACCCUGGGAAUCCAGCUUCACAAAACAAACACCAGAGCGCCCGCUAAUCGCCAGCUCAGAAACAAAACAGCACUGCGCUGGGGGAUCCGGGCGCAAAUCAGCCCUCCCUCUUCGCGCUCCUUCGCCACCGCCCGCCCCUCAGCUCCGCUGCUCCGCUCUGCUCAGAGCAGCGCAGCUCCGCAGCCGCCAAAGCGAGGCGGGCUCGGUCUCCCCACAGCCAGCGCCACCCGGGCUCCUCCACGUUUCGCUCUGCAGCUCCCGUCACUUGGAGCAGGAGUGUCCUGACAGAGUCUGCAACAUCAGCAUAAAGUUGGGGAGCCCUCGAGGAUGAGGCUGUCUCCCUCGCCCCUGAGGCUUAGCCGGGGUCCGGCGCUGCUGGCCCUCGCGCUGCCCCUGGCCGCAGCGCUAGCGUUCUCGGAUGAGACCCUGGACAAAGUGGCCAAGUCGGAGGGCUACUGCAGCCGCAUCUUGCGCGCCCAGGGCACACGGCGUGAGGGAUACACGGAGUUCAGCCUCCGCGUGGAAGGCGACCCUGACUUCUAUAAGCCAGGAAGCAGCUACCGAGUGACACUUUCGGCUGCUCCUCCCUCCUACUUCAGAGGCUUCACGUUAAUUGCCCUCAGAGAGAACCGGGAGGGAGAUAAGGAAGAAGAUCACGCAGGCACCUUCCAGAUCAUAGAUGAAGAAGAGACCCAGUUUAUGAGUAACUGUCCUGUGGCUGUCACUGAAAGCACCCCUCGGAGGAGGACACGGAUCCAGGUGUUUUGGAUAGCGCCACCCACAGGGACAGGCUGUGUGAUUCUGAAGGCCAGCAUUGUACAGAAACGCAUUAUUUAUUUUCAAGACGAGGGCUCCCUGACCAAGAAGCUGUGUGAACAGGAUCCCACACUUGAUGGGGUGACGGACAGACCAAUCUUAGACUGCUGCGCCUGUGGAACUGCCAAGUACAGACUCACGUUUUAUGGGAACUGGUCCGAGAAGACUCAUCCAAAGGAUUACCCUCGUCGGGCUAAUCACUGGUCUGCCAUCAUUGGUGGGUCCCACUCCAAGAACUACGUGCUGUGGGAGUAUGGAGGGUAUGCCAGCGAAGGGGUCAAGCAAGUUGCUGAACUGGGCUCACCGGUAAAAAUGGAGGAGGAAAUUCGACAACAGAGUGAUGAAGUCCUCACUGUCAUCAAAGCCAAAGCCCAGUGGCCAGCCUGGCAGCCUGUCAAUGUGAGAGCAGCACCCUCAGCUGAAUUCUCAGUGGACAGGACACGCCACUUAAUGUCUUUCCUAACCAUGAUGGGCCCCAGUCCGGAUUGGAACGUGGGCCUAUCUGCAGAGGAUCUGUGCACCAAGGAGUGUGGCUGGGUCCAGAAAGUGGUGCAGGACCUGAUUCCCUGGGAUGCUGGCACUGACAGCGGGGUAACCUAUGAGUCACCAAACAAGCCCACAAUUCCUCAGGAAAAAAUCCGACCCCUGACUAGUCUGGACCAUCCUCAGAGUCCUUUCUAUGACCCAGAAGGUGGAUCCAUCACCCAAGUGGCCAGAGUCGUCAUCGAGAGAAUUGCCCGGAAGGGAGAACAGUGCAACAUUGUACCUGACAAUGUGGAUGAUAUUGUAGCCGACCUGGCUCCAGAAGAGAAAGAUGAAGAUGACACCCCUGAAACCUGCAUCUACUCCAACUGGUCCCCAUGGUCGGCCUGCAGCUCUUCCACUUGUGAAAAGGGCAAGAGGAUGCGGCAGCGCAUGCUGAAGGCACAGCUGGAUCUCAGUGUCCCCUGUCCUGACACCCAGGACUUCCAGCCCUGCAUGGGCCCUGGCUGCAGCGAUGAAGAUGGCUCCACCUGUACCAUGUCAGAGUGGAUCACCUGGUCGCCCUGCAGCGUCUCGUGUGGCAUGGGCAUGAGGUCCCGGGAGAGGUAUGUGAAACAGUUUCCGGAAGACGGCUCGGUGUGCAUGCUGCCCACGGAGGAAACAGAGAAGUGCACAGUCAACGAAGAGUGCUCUCCUAGCAGCUGCCUGGUGACUGAAUGGGGUGAGUGGGACGACUGCAGCGCCACCUGUGGGAUGGGCAUGAAGAAGCGGCACCGUAUGGUCAAGAUGAGCCCCGCAGAUGGCUCCAUGUGCAAGGCGGAGACAUCGCAGGCGGAGAAAUGCAUGAUGCCUGAGUGCCAUACCAUCCCGUGUUUGCUGUCUCCCUGGUCCGAGUGGAGCGACUGUAGCGUGACCUGUGGGAAGGGCAUGCGGACCCGCCAGCGGAUGCUCAAGUCUCUGGCAGAGCUGGGUGACUGUAAUGAGGAUCUGGAGCAGGCGGAGAAGUGCAUGCUGCCAGAAUGCCCCAUUGACUGUGAACUCAGCGAGUGGUCCCAGUGGUCUGAAUGUAAUAAGUCAUGUGGGAAAGGUCACAUGAUUCGAACCCGGACAAUCCAAAUGGAACCUCAGUUUGGAGGUGCACCCUGCCCAGAGACUGUGCAACGCAAGAAGUGCCGCACCCGGAAAUGCCUUCGCAGCCCGUCAGUCCAGAAGCUGCGCUGGAGGGAGGCCCGAGAGAGCAGGAGGAGUGAGCAGCUGAGGGAAGAGUCGGAUGGAGAGCAGUUCCCAGGCUGUCGGAUGCGCCCGUGGACAGCCUGGUCAGAAUGCACCAAACUGUGUGGAGGUGGGAUCCAGGAGCGCUACAUGACUGUGAAGAAGAGGUUCAAAAGCUCCCAGUUUACCAGCUGCAAAGACAAGAAGGAGAUCAGAGCGUGCAACGUGCACCCUUGUUAGUAGGGGUUUGACUCCCCAGGGCUGCAUUCCAGAUUCUAAUCACCAAUGGUUGGGUGGUUUGUUUGCUUGUGUAAGAUGAUUUAAAUUGUG